CUGAAACUGAAACAAUUCUGGUGUGUCGUUUACGGAAACAUCUUUGAGUGAAACUACCUCGUGUCCAUUAGGCUACAUGUGAAGUUGUUUAGAUGCAGUAGGCCUAGACUACGCUAACUGCGGUCUCAACCUGAUCUCACGUAUAUACUCACUUUGCGAAGAAAGGGAUUUUAUUUUGAAGAAAAUAUUCAAUAUGGAGUCAGGAGCAAAUGGACCGUGUCCAGACAUGGGACAGAAUGUCCCAGAAGAAGAGCUGAGACUGAUCCUGAUUGGAAAGGUGGGAUCUGGGAAGAGCGCCUCAGGGAACACCAUCCUGGGCCGGAUUCACUUCCUGUCUAGGUUAAGCGGAAGCUCUGUAACCAAGGUCUGCCAGCUGGGGACCAAGAGCCAUGUCUACCAUGUUGAGGAGGAGGCGGGGGGGACGAGGAGGAUGAGGAAGAAGGUGGUGGUGGUGGACAUGCCAGGUUUUGGAGACACACACCUGACCAAGGAGCAGAUCACCACGGAGGUCAGCCAAUGCUUGGCCCUGACAGCCCCCGGCCCACACGCCUUCCUCCUGGUGGUCCAGGUGGGACGCUUCACAGAGGUGGAGAACCUGGCCGUCGAUAUGAUGGCUGAUGUAUUUGGUGAAGCGGCGCUCCGCAACCACACGGUGGUGCUGUUCACCAGGGGAGAUGACCUGGAGGAGCCGAUGGAGCAGUACCUGGCCUGCGCACCUGCUAGGCUUGAGGAUUUGAUCCGCAGGUGUGGAGGCAGGUACCAUGUAUUCAACAACCGUAUAAUAGAUGUGAAUCAAGUUGAUGAGCUACUGAGUAAGGUGGAGAAGGUUAUGGUGGACAACGGUGGAAAGUUGUACACCAAAUCCAAGGAGAAGAGGGAUUUGAGGAAGGUGGUGGCGGUCACGAUGGUGGCCGCUUGUGUGCUGGGUUUAGCACUUUGGUGGUGUUUGUCCCCCCACUAACCGCUAGCGCUAAGAAAAGUGCUAUAUGCAGUCCAUUAACAUUUAACCGUGGGGGGGAUCACUAGACUGGGUAGCCCCGCCCAUUCUGCCGGCAUUCGCACUGCACAAGGGUCUGAGAAGGGCAAUACAUUUCUUUCUGCUUCCGAUACGUUUUAACGGCAGCCAAUCCCCUAGCUUGCUUCUCCCCCCCGCCGCGCUAUUGGCUGGUUUAACACAAUGACGACAUGGAAGUGGCGGCAAGCAGCCAAUUGCGUACAGAGUCAGUUGAACUAGGCCCGAUGAUCACGCAUCUUCAGCUGAAGAAAAUUACAGCAGCUUCCCCAGACCAACGUGCAAUCUACGAGUCUGGCAAUAGCCAGGCCAGGGGAUCACAUUAGCCGCAGAGGUAUUGCUAGAGAAGUUGGGGAAAUAAUCGAAUUGCCAUUAUUUUGAACAACAUUGCGAUUGAGAUUUAAUUGGCCAUUUUUUUUAAUUUAUGAAGUUCCUUAUGUCCUAUUGCACUGUUUUGUAUUAUUCACUAAAAAAGCAAUAAAUCAUUCUUUAGUAUGACCAACACAAUAUUUGAAGCAGUCAAUCUGCUCUUUCCUUUAGGCCAGGCCGAUGUGUUGAGAUGAAUUGAUGUUAUAACAUCUUUAUUUUACUAUUAAAUUGUAAAAUAUAAAUAAAUAUAAAUCUUACUGAUCUCCAGUCAGUAACUGUAACAAAGCACAAUAUAUAUAGUUGUGUAUAGAAAAUAAAGUUAUUUGGAUUAAUUUUAGACCUAACAUCAUGAGGGUUGUGGGUUUUACAGUUAAAAGUUAAUUUUGCAUAAAACUGUCUUCAUAAAUGUUUUUAUUGUCAUGAUUUAUUAACUGGAAAAUAAUAAAUGAAGGAUGUAUUGAUUUCACAGUCAUAUAAAUGACAUGCAUAUUUUAAUUCAAUCAACAAAUGAUUUCCUGUA
Messenger RNA from Gadus morhua (Atlantic cod), 1901 nucleotides. RefSeq names its product GTPase IMAP family member 9. Gene Ontology annotation, molecular function: GTP binding. The record is from RefSeq and is a predicted model, not a curated record. NCBI's taxonomy places the organism in Eukaryota, Metazoa, Chordata, Actinopteri, Gadiformes, Gadidae. The transcript has 2 exons. Bases 194 to 961 code for a protein of 255 amino acids.